Messenger RNA from Bactrocera latifrons, 3742 nucleotides. RefSeq names its product cytospin-A. The record is from RefSeq and is a predicted model, not a curated record. Gene Ontology annotation, biological process: actin cytoskeleton organization. Gene Ontology annotation, molecular function: protein binding. Lineage: Eukaryota; Metazoa; Arthropoda; Insecta; Diptera; Tephritidae. The coding region runs from base 397 to 3537 and encodes 1046 amino acids. Gene Ontology annotation, cellular component: filamentous actin; microtubule organizing center. The transcript is spliced from 12 exons.
GCCGCCACUUGCACCGGAUAUCGUUUUGUAGACGCGAUGUAGUUGUUGGAUAAACGAGCGGUCGAAUGGUUGUGUGAGCAAACGAACGAAAAAACGACAAUGAACAAAUGCAAACAGCCUAAAACAAAGAUACGUCAGAUAAUUUUAUUGCCGUAAAAAAUUAAAACUAAAUUGCUAAAAGACACGAUAAAGAGAUAAAUCACAAAAGACAUAAAACAUUUGAAGUGUAAAACGUUGUAUAAAUUUCAAUUAAAAGCGAAUUACGCGCAAAAAAAGCGCCCUCUCCUAACAAAGAACGCACAAUUUCGCAACAGCAGCCUACGCACCUCUCCUUCGACCACAAGUUCCCACUUCCAAAACCAAAUUUAACUAACUCAUAACUGUAUUUAACACACAAUGAUCAAAUUGAAAUCGUUGUUCCGCAGAGGGCAAGGCCCCUCGGGCUCCUCGAAGCAUUCCUCCUCCAAUAGCCGUCACAAAUCGCAGUCCACCACAUCGCUGAACACGGUUGGCAGCAGCAGUCAGGAGCCCGCCGCACCGACGGCCGCCUCAGCCGCCAACACAGCCACAUUUUAUCCGCCCAUCGAUCCGGUCACAGAACGCGGCGUCGACGUAGGCGAGGGUGAUUUGAAUAUCGUUACCCCACUAGCAGCGCGCACGCGCAGUCGCACACCAGAGGCGCUGCGCCACACCAACAACAAUAGCAACGCUGCGCAAAUAAGCGCCGCCAACAGUGCCAAUACUUUGCCACACAAGAAGCCAAAGGUCGCCGGCAUCGGCAAGAAGGGUCAGAAGCAGCCAAAGCAAUUGCCAACGACAGCGCAGCCACAUGCGCCGCCAGCACGCGCUGAGGUCGUAGUCGCUACCGCACCAGUUGGCAAUGUAAUGACGACAAUAGCCGCUGCGCCGGGAAGUCACAAUUCCGCGGUUAAUACAGCAACCAAUAACAAUUACACCACCGGCGGCGAAUUGAUUAGCGCGUCCAUUGGGCAAGUGGCGCUACCGACUCCAGCCGAAGCGGGCAUAGAUUUGUACAAGUUGAAUGCGGCCAAUUAUCAGCAAUUCAUUAACAACGAGCAACUAUUGCAACAGCAACAACAACAUCAACAACAAUUGUUAGAGGCUAACAACAAAAUGCAGGAUCUGCAGGCGCAGCUAGAGCGUCUGGGUCACGAAAAAUCAUUGCUGGAAGCGCGCAUUGCCGAGCUGCUGCCAUAUCAGGCCGAAGUGGGUAAACUGAAGGCGGAGCUGCUCAAGAUGCAGAGCCAGCACGAGAAAAGUCAAUUGGAGGUGACAAAUCUCAAGUACGAGAAUGAGUCGUUGCGCAAUCGUUUGCGUGAUGUUGUCAACUCGCCAUUAUCAGACGCGGAGAAACACCAAAUCAUACAAGACUCGCAGCGAUUGCACAGUUCAGCGCCGGCCUCAAUUGCGCUGCCAAGUACUACCGACAAUGACGUGGGCACACCCUGUCUCACGCCCGAUUGGGAUAAGCACUCCUCAUCAAGCGAAAUUUCCGUCGCCUGCCUGCAAGAUAAGAUCAUACAAAUGGAGGAGACGCAUUAUUCGACCAAUGAAGAACUGCAGGCCACACUGCAAGAGCUAGCCGAUUUGCAGGCCCAGUUGAGUGACGCACAGGCGGAGAACGAACGUUUAGCCGAGGAGAAGGAUGUGCUCUUUCAGACACUGUGUCGCCAAACUGAGAAACUGAAUGAUUCGCGCACACAAAUCAACACGCUACGCACCGAAAUCAGCUCCUCUGAACGCGAACGUAAACUACUCGAUCUGAUUAAGACAUCGCAGGAAGAACGCGAAGCGAUACUCGUCAAGCAGGAGGAGCUCAAUGCCGAAUUGCAGGAGUUACGUCAACAGCUGGAGACCGCCUUGGCCGAUUGUACACGUACGCGCGAACGCAAUGCGCUGUUGGACUCUACCGUCGAUGCGGCGAACGCCGAACGCAAACAAAUUGAAGCGCAGCUAACACAGGCCAAAGAGGAGAUCUCACAGCGCAGCAUCGAGAUAAAUCGCCUGAGCACGCUGCUGGAGAAUGCACGCUCAAAAAUCGAAGAACUGGAGCAAGAUUUGGCGCGUGGUGAAAAAACCGAUCUUACCGAUUUAUUGGACGCGGCCCGCAAAGAGAAGGAUACGUUGGAGGAGCGGGUGGCCGAGUUGCAGGAUCAGUAUUCGCGCAGUCAGGCGGAAAUUCGACGAAUCAAAGAACAGCUGUCCGGCGUGACUGAGGAGUGCAAGGUCGCAAAGAAUAAUGCCAAGUGUGCCGUCUCACAUCUGGAAUAUCGGCUGGAGCAGCUGCAACAGGAGAAGGACAAGUUGAGCAGCGAGCAUCAGCAGCUAGUCGAUAGCACCAACGAAUUGCAGGUGCAAUGCAAAUGUCACUUGGAAGACAAGCAACAGUUACAAAACCUACUCAGCGAGACGCAGAAACAUUUGGGCGAUGUGGAGGGCAAACUGAAUGCGACCGAAAAACAGCUCGAGGAGGAAGUAAAGUUGCGCAAACAGGAGGCAGAGGAAUGGCAACAGUUCCAGUCGGACUUGCUAAUGACGGUACGGGUGGCCAAUGACUUUAAGACUGAAGCGUUGAGUGCGCGCGAACAGAUGGUGCUCGACAACAAAACGCAAAAGGAGAAGAUACGACUGCUGGAGCAGCAAAUAGAGAAGCUGACAAAACAACAAAUGCAACAGAAUGAAACGCAGCAAUCGGUGCUGACCACUGUCCAACAAGAAAUGGCUUCGCGGCGCAGUAAAAUCGGCAGCAGUCUGAAUCGGCAAGACUCGCGGCUGUCGGUGAAGACGCUUAUCGAGAGCAUUGAGAACAAUAAGCCAAAAGUCGAGGAAACUGAGUCACAUUACAGUUCCACAUCUAGCUUAAAUAGCGCUACACCGGAGAUAACGGGCAACCUACUGCCACCGGUCAUUGGCAAUAAUACAACGAAUAGCGACUGGGCUGAAAAUGUGCGUCUACAAACUACAACAACCAUUAACAGCAGUAGCAUUAACAGCAUUACAAACAGUAAUACCGUCAACAAUACACCUGCCAAAGGACCGCUGCGCGAACAGCAACAACAAACGCCGGCAACAACAACACAAACUAGCUUAGUCUCGAAUCUGCAUCACUUUAGCGGCCUCAACAGUGUAUCGAGCAAAUCUCUUCUAAGUGGCGAACGCAAGGAUCCGUUGAAUAUGUUGGCGAAAAACGGCGGCUCGAAACGCAAUGCGCUGCUGAAAUGGUGUCAAAACAAAACCGUCGGCUAUCGCAAUAUUGACAUAACAAAUUUCAGUUCGUCCUGGAAUGACGGUUUAGCGCUCUGUGCAAUACUACAUUCCUAUCUGCCGGAUCGUAUACCCUACGACACGCUCAAUCCGACCAACAAGCGACGGAACUUCUCCCUGGCGUUUGCGGCGGCCGAAUCUGUGGGCAUACAAACGACUUUGAAUAUAAACGACAUGUGUCAGCUUGAGCGGCCCGACUGGACGCAGGUGAUGUCCUACGUAACGGCAAUUUACAAACAUUUCGAAACGUAGACGCGGGCGCCAUGACAAACACGCACAUGCGCACUUGUACAAUUUUGUGAGAUAAGUUGGACAGCAACAAAUGCUUAUAUUUGUACUUUCCUGCUGUGUGUUGUUCGUUCGGUAUACGCAGAUGGCAAUGUAGUGAGCGUGAAUGAAAAUGGGAAAAACUAAGACUUAACGCAGUAUGCUGUAUUCUUGAUAGACACAUUAUUUA